CGGCGCUUGUCGUUGCCAGUUGCAGUAACCAGGUAAUGAUUACAAUUUGCUGGAUGUAGACGACUCAGUCGCUCACUGUCAUGCCUCUCCAACAGCCCUCUCCGUCACAUGCUGUUGACGCCAGCGCCAAUAGGGCAACUCCCGCGGUGCGUAUUACGCAACAAGCCUCAAACAAACCGUCGUCAGCGGUCUGGAGAGCGGAUAGGAGCUCUAGGGCCGCGUUUCCGCGCCCUCGCUCGUCAACAACGCAACGACAAUCCCACCGAAGAUCUCGGACCGGCUGCUGCUUCUCGUUCGUCGCGGGCGCGCCGCCAUCUAGCACGCUCACGCAGAGCCAGGCUACGUCGCAUAGUCUCUGAUUCUUCCAAGGUUUCGAGAUUCACAUACGUGCAUAUGCACGCAGCACCUACGCUCGAUCGCAUUCCAGUGCAGCAUCGAGUCCUACUGGUCAAUAAUUACCAAACGGCGCCCUACCAGGUCUCUGGUACUCGCUUCGUUACGCGCGUCGAUCUGUCGCUUGCGCAACGGUUAAUAUCGCGUUCAUCUAGAAGGUACUUUGGUACUUUGAAGUACGUGUACGCAUGGUCAGCACGCUGCAGCGCUUCAUCUACGAUACAUUGAGAGUGAGGCACGGCAAGUUCCACGACCUACAUGCCGCGGAUUUUUCAUCGGAGGAUCUCCUCUGGUGCUAUUACAUGCGCGUCUGAAAUGUUAUAUCGCACCAUCGAUCCGAUGUUGUUGAGACCUCUGAACGUCAUUGUUCACGAU
This is a messenger RNA of Paraphaeosphaeria sporulosa, 768 nucleotides long. RefSeq lists its product as uncharacterized. The transcript has a single exon. NCBI's taxonomy places the organism in Eukaryota, Fungi, Ascomycota, Dothideomycetes, Pleosporales, Didymosphaeriaceae. The record is from RefSeq and is a predicted model, not a curated record. Bases 109 to 621 code for a protein of 170 amino acids.